Molecule: messenger RNA, 7458 nt
Organism: Penicillium roqueforti
Lineage: Eukaryota; Fungi; Ascomycota; Eurotiomycetes; Eurotiales; Aspergillaceae
Product: 1-phosphatidylinositol-3-phosphate 5-kinase FAB1
Exons: 2
Coding region: 1-7458 (2485 amino acids)
Biological process (GO): phosphatidylinositol phosphate biosynthetic process
Cellular component (GO): fungal-type vacuole membrane; endosome membrane
Molecular function (GO): 1-phosphatidylinositol-3-phosphate 5-kinase activity; metal ion binding; ATP binding
Source: RefSeq, a predicted model, not a curated record
AUGGAUUCUCAGCACUCCCAGGACUCACAAAGUCCAUCGGCGUCUUCCAAUUCGCUUCCUCUUGAGCGACGCGGAUCACGCAGCUCUAUGGCCACGACUCAGACCGAGCGAGAAUCGAUGAAUGCAGCUCUGGAUAACUACCAUAAUGCAGCGUAUCAGUCCGAGUCCCUCACUCUCUUCAACGAUUUUACUAGUCCGCCAGCCCCGGCUGCCAUAUCGGAUGAGAAAAGACUGUCUGACGAAUUACAAGGUGGACUAAGCGGUCUGUAUAGUCGCUUUAGGACUUCCGUCGGAGGGGUGAGGGAUAUUGUCAGCGGUGGCGGAAAAACUGCAGACAAAAAUCCGACAGAGACUCCUGCAGUCAAAAGUCUUGUUUCGGAGAAUUCGCUGGCAAACCCAGUCUCGGACGUGGCUACAAGCUCCGCUGAUUAUCUGCCAUCACAGCCCAACUCGUCACAAGGAUCAAGGCUACACUCGCCUGUUGUGCCAGACUUCCACACUUAUCAAGAACCUGUGCAACAAGCAAAUAUAGGAAAGAGAUCAAGAAUAUCCUCGAAAAAUGGCAGCAUAUCUUCCAAGGCCUCCGUGUCACCAUCCCUUGGAAUCAAGCCCAGUAUCGCACCGUUAACGAAAGCCACCGGUAGCGCCAUUGUGGCAGACCCUGCAGUCACUCAACUUCAUGUGAACGUAGUCGGGAAAGCUGACUGCUCAAGAAGCAGCUCCAUUAAUGGUCCCUUCCAGGGAAUCCAUAAUGCAGGAUCGACAAGUAUCGGUAGCAAGGAAGGCUCUAUGGAUCUUCCCAUGAGUCAAACAUCCUCUUCAUUGAGUCAGAACCUUUCUAAUUCACCAGUUUUGUCUGCAAAGAUGCAUGAAAGCCAUCAUGAGGAAUUCAACCUCACAGACUCAGCAACAUAUACUCCUGACAACCAGUCUCGGAAGUCCGUCUCUACUCUAGAUCAACAAAAGCUGCCUGAACACUCGUCUCAAUCAGCUAACAUGCGAGAUACCAAGCAAUCUGAGCCAGUUCAGGAUCAUGCAUCUCAGCAUCCGGCAGAAAGAUCAAAAUCAAGAGCAUCUUUCCCUUCUGAAGAGCCGAAAGCUUCGGUUUCUACGUCAAAUAGUUUAUCAAAACUUUCCUCUCACGACUCAGUACCGUACAAUGCUGAAAAACUCCCAACCAACAUGGAGACAACCAUUCCUCGUGACAGCUCUAACUCCAAUGAGCCUGCAAAGGUCACAGCUCCCGGUAGAUCCAAUGAGGAGUCAACGCCCUCAAUCCGAGCAGCGCGGCUGCCUGGCUACGUGAUUUCACGGGCCUCCACGGCCGAGACGACCACAACGGUCUCCUCAUUGCCGCCUUUGAAGACUGAUUUCGAUCGGGCUACUAGCCAAGCCAGGCGUCAACCUCCCGCCGGGGGCGACGGUGUUUUAUCGCAGCUAAGAAGUAAACUACUUAGCAGGGAUUUUUGGAUGCGGGAUGAGAAUGCCAAAGACUGCUUUCAUUGCGGAGAACCUUUCACAACAUUUCGCAGAAAGCACCACUGUCGAACUUGUGGUCAAAUCUUUGAUUCGAAAUGCACUCUGCUCAUUUCGGGAACACGGUUCGGACAGCCUGGUAAUAUUCGGGUUUGCAAACCCUGCGAGAAGAUGAUCAAUGCGCACGAUGAUGAUUCAUCUGAAUUCUCCGACAGCGAGCAGAGCCCCAUAGUGGCCAAUCCUCGGGUUUCUGAACUCACCUGGACCAGUCCUGGACGAGCAUCUGCGGAUGACGAUGAUUCAUCUUCGGUUGUGUCUCAAUCAAUCGAUCACGUUCUGAGAACCCCGACGAUGGCUAUACCGGCCACACGACGUGCUGGAGAGGGACAUAACCGCCGCUCGGCAAUUCUUGAAAUUGAUUCUGAUCGCCCUUUAACACGACCUACCUCUUCGCGCUCUCUGCGGUCUUCGCUGGGUGGAAGACCACACUCCCUCAGUCACAAACGUCACCACUCUCGUCAGCAAUAUAUUCGGGGCUUUAAGCCAUAUCAUGAAGACCGAGCCCCCUUCCAACGCCGACAUGCAGAUGACAUAGACGCUGAAUCUCGACUCCCUGCCUUUCAUAAAGAUAAUAUCAUUGACCCUGACCUUGCUCAAUAUCUCUCGGAUGAUGCAUCCAGUGGCGAUGAGCAACCUAGCCUCCUGUCUGCGGUCUCUGAGGGCACUCUGUCUAAAAGUGGGGGUGAAAAUGAGAAAGCAUCAUUUGGUGGGCUUCUCGCUGCCAUGAAAAAGGGUAGAUCUGCUUUUGGAGACCGAAGUACUCCCAGUACGAAUCGAGACGCAGACGAAGCCAGUAUCACGAGUUCAAGAGCCGUGAAUCUCCCUCGUUUUUCUCGACGUCGAAACUUGAGCGUUACUAGCAGUUAUCAGCCGCGUCAUUCACCCAGGACAUCUAAGGACAAUAUGCCCCCUCAUGACAACUCAGCACCAGUCAUAUCUUUACCCGAGAAUGUAAAGCAGGGUGGGUUCAAGAUGACUCGAAGUUCAUCAAUGAGAGGCAUUGAUGCGCCACCUGUGGAAUUGAACAAAGCGAGUCUGGAACACGUACGAAAGCUUCUCCAUCAACUGCUUGUAGAGUCUGCUGUGCCAAAUUGCGACAGCUGGGAAAACGCUUUGAUGCCAAUACUGUUGAAGGCAGCAGAUGAGGUUGAUCCAGAUGUCCAAAAAGGAGAUGAUAUGGACAUUCGACACUACGUCAAAUUGAAGAAGAUUCCGGGCGGCCGACCUGGUGACACUUCUUAUGUAUCAGGACUCGUUUUCACCAAAAAUUUGGCCCUGAAAGGCAUGUCACGGAACAUUUCACGUCCAAACAUUUUGAUCAUCACAUUUCCUCUUGAAUAUGCUCGUCAACAACAACAUUUUAUGAGUCUCGAACCUGUCAUUCGACAAGAGCGUGAGUUUCUAGAAAACUUGGUCAGUCGGAUCGCAGCAUUGCGUCCAAACUUGCUUUUGGUCGAGAAAACUGUUUCUGGCCUGGCUCUUGGCCUCCUCGAGCAAGCUGGGAUUGCCACUGCAUACAACGUGAAGCCAUCUGUUCUAGAGGCUGUGUCGAGAUGUACACAGACUAGGAUUAUGACAUCUAUGGAUAAGCUCUUGACGACCACAUUGCAUAGUGAAUGCAGCAGUUUCGACGUGAAAACCUACGUUCAUAAUGGUCGGAAGAAAACAUAUAUGUACAUUUCCGGGUGUCCGAAAGAGCUCGGGUGUACCAUUAUCCUGCGUGGAGGGGAUGAUCAAGUCCUCGGGAAUGUGAAAAGCAUCACUGAGUUCAUGGUCUAUGUUGUGUACAACCUCCGUCUAGAAACAAAUCUUAUGCGAGAUGAAUUCGGCAGGAUAUCAACCUCGCCGACAGAAGAAUCAGCAGUUGGGCACGACAAAGACAAUAAAUUCAAUCCGCAGAUUACCACUCACGAAGGCAACGCACAUCUAGUCGACCUAUCUAAUGCUCAGCAGGGAGCCAACGAGAAACGUGGUGAUAUCUCUGAUAGCCAAAUUCUUGUUGAUGCCGAUGCUGCAAAAGUUCCUGACAACAUCCCAAUGCCGACAUACUAUAACGAUAUGGUUAAGGAUUACGAGACAAAGAUUUUGUCGGCCUCUCCUUUCGUAAAAUUCGAGGCUCCGUAUCUCCUAACGCGUGCGCGCGAAAUGGAACGCAGGCUUUCGUAUUUGAAGUCUCUUCGUGAUCAAGACCGCAAUUCUAACCAGAUCACCGAUGAAAAGGUCAAACCGCAAAAGUUUGUCCUCAUCACCCCGGAAAUGGUCCAUCAAUCACCGCAAGAUGCGCCAGCAAAAGUCAAGGAAGUAUUGCAUGCUGCGCAUGAAGCCGAGUACGACCGGGCUCUUUAUCACCAUCAAACUCAAAAGCGCCAAUGGGAAGCCUAUGUGGCGGGGAAUUCCAACAUGUUUGAUCCUUAUGCGCAUCAGAAUUUGGUCAUUCUCUACAGUGUUGUGUGUACAACAACAUCAGUCCCCUGCUCAGGGCCAGAUACCUUUGCCUUGGAGUUCUAUAAUGAGCAUGGAGAUGACACAAUCUUCGAGUCAGAUCUCACAAUUGGGCAGUAUGUAGAGGACCUUUGUCACACAGCAAAUUCCGUAUGUACCGUCAACGGCUGCGAGAAACGCAUGUUCGAACACCACCGCCAGUACGUACAUGGCGAGGCUCAGAUCAGUGUCCUGGUCCAGCCUUAUCCUUCUAAGCUCCGUGGGCUCCAUAAUGCCGUGCUGAUGUGGAGCUGUUGCAAAAUUUGCGGCAAUGAAACUCAAGUUAUGCCUAUGUCCCCGAGCACAUGGAAAUAUUCAUUCGGAAAAUAUCUGGAGCUGUGUUUCUGGGGCAGACACUUGCUUGCUCGUACUGGAGGUUGCUCUCAUGAUUUGCGGCGGGAUUAUCUCCACUAUUUUGGCUACAGGGAUCUUGCUUUGCGGGUCCAAUAUGACCCUAUUCGUCUUCUGGAGAUUAUCGUUCCACGGCCUCGUGUCACUUGGAAGGUGGACAACGAUCUGAGGCUGAGGAACGAAGUAUAUUUGCGUACCGAGCAACGUCUCAACAAAUUCAUGAUCUCUGUUCAAGACCGACUGAAAGGCAUCAAUGCCGAGAGUGUUGUUCCCGAGCUACUGGAGAGCUGCAAGACGAAAAUCGAAACUUUGAUCAAGAAGAGUCAUGAAGACCAUAGCUCUUUGGUCCGGCACUUACAAGACAAAUACACAAGUUCUCGCUAUUGGGAGAUCAUACCGCUGAAUGAGGUCCUCCGUGCAGUUCAAGAAAAGGUUGUCGAAUGGGACACGAUAUUUGCCGAUUUCGAGAUGAACUUUUUCCCAUCUGAGAAGGAUAUCAAGCAUAUGGCAACACUGCAACUCAAAAAGAUCUUCCUCGACAAAGAUGCAACAUCGGUUUCUACAGAUGAUGCCCUCGAAACUCCCACGGAUGUUGAAGAUGAGAACGACCAGGAAGAUGACAGGCCACGGAUGAUGCGACGUAUGACACUUUCACCGGAGAAGGCACAGGAUGUACUGGUCUCCGUUGUCGAGGAGCACACUGGCAAAAAGCACCGCGAGGACCUCGAAGAAGUCGAGUUGCACUCGCCUCCAGCGUCGGCUGAGGAAGCAACUUUAUCAGUCGAUGCAAUUGGUGGGACGAGGUCUUCUCCCCAGGAUGAGGCUGUCUCACAAGAAGUACGACAUCUCGACUUGGCUGUUCCUGUCGGCCAUGCUAGCAUUUCGAAUCAAUCUCCUAUAAACACCGAUCUCCCUGUGAUGAUUUCCGGCGACGGAUCAUCGGAAUUAUCACCACCGGAAAGCUCUAGGAUUCCCGAUCAAGGAACCAAGAAUGGAACCGAAGACAGCGUAUCUCCUGACAUAGCAAAUACCCCAGUACGUCGGCCUUCAGCAAUACCGAGGCCUACCGAGCUAGCCUUUCGACGCACCGGUAAGAUACGGUCUCCUCCGCUUUUGCGUACUCAGUCUCAGCCAGCUGCGAAUCUACCACGAUCAUCUCACAGCAUUCAACUUCCGGGGUUGAAACUAGCGUUCGCCAACCCAUCCGAUCCGGAAACCCCUGCAGUGCAAUCACCAACAAAGUCAUCGGAUAGAAAGCUGAGCGAUCGUUUAGGCUUAAGUUCCCUCAAGAGUGCCCGAUUUGCCGCGGGUCAGUCGCUUAUUCCACGGUCAAGGGGAAUAUCGCAGGUUUCUCACCUCGCCAGGCAUUUUGAGCAAUUGAGUCGUGAAUUCGAGAAAGAGAGACAGCGCGAAAGACGUCAACGCACUGCCAAGGGCACUCAGUCCCGAGCAUUCCCAUUGGCGUCCUCGAAGCCCAUCGUGGAGGUCUAUCGAAAUGUACGAGAGGCUGUUGAAGAACGCGAACCGCCGGUUGAUAGUGAUGAAUAUCUGCCCUCGGCUCCCCGGAUCCCAAUGGAUGACAUGAGUCGCAAGAGUGAUGAACUUACGCAUGAUCAUAAAACUCAUAAUGAGCCCUCUCUGGCAAGCGAGUCUCCCGCAGAGCCUAUGAAAGUAGACAGUGCACUCUGUCCUGACGACGAACUCUUGUCUGGCGACGAAGCAGAUGAUCACCAAAGUGAUGAGGAUCAAAACAUAGUUGAAGAUCUCCAUCCAGUAGAUUCACAUGAAGAGACCAAACAGUCACCAGAGGAUGAUUCAAUUGAUUUCAAAGAACUCCCUAAACAUGAGCGUACCACGCUUCUGAAAAUGCUGACAAACUUCUGGUCUGAACGUUCUGCAAGUGGUUGGGCGUCUCUUGACUAUCCACUCAGUGUCAUGGAUCAUGUCUUUGCUGAUUGCAAUAUUAUUGUUCGCGAGGAUGAACCAAGCUCUUUGGUAGCCUUCGCUUUGGACUCUUCCGAUUACAAAGAAAAACUUUCAACCAUUCAACAGCGGUUUGACGAGACGGAAGAACAAAAACCAGAUGCCGGAGACGACAUCGAGGCUGCGAAGGAAGCACAGGUCGAACAUGCUCUCUUGCGACCUACGGGCACACACCUAAAGUAUCAAUUCCAAGAAGGUCAGGCCAAGAUGCUGUGCAAAGUGUUCUACGCCGAGCAGUUUGAUGCUCUGCGUAAAAAGUGUGGUGUGGCAGAUCGAAUCGUCGAGUCAUUGUCUCGGUGUGCAAAGUGGGACUCAAAGGGUGGCAAGACAAAAUCGUUGUUCCUAAAGACCCUUGAUGACCGUUUCAUUCUCAAGUCUCUCUCAACGAUUGAGACGCAGGCUUUCCUCAAAUUCGCCCCGGCGUAUUUCCAAAUCAUGUCCGAAGCCCUGUUUCAUGAACUCCCUUCCGCAAUCGCUAAGAUGUUCGGCUUUUACCAAGUCAUUAUCAAGAACCCAGUCACUGGAACCGAGUUCAAUUGGUUCUUGUUGUUAAUGGAGAACUUGUUCUAUGACCGUGUCCCUACGCGCAUAUUCGAUUUGAAGGGCUCAAUGCGAAACCGCAAAGUAGAGAGUACCGGUGAACGGGACGAGGUCCUCUUGGACGAAAACAUGGUGGAUUUCAUCUAUGAAACCCCUCUCUUUGCCCGCGAGCAUUCAAAGAAACUUCUUGGCCAAAGUGUAUGGAAUGACACACUCUUUUUGGGUCGUCAAGACGUCAUGGACUACUCACUCAUGAUCGCCAUCGAUGAAAGCCGCAAUGAACUGGUGGUAGGGAUCAUUGACUGCAUUCGCACCUACACCUGGGACAAAAAGCUCGAGUCCUGGAUCAAGGACAAAGGAUUUGCUGGCGGUGGGCGAAAUCGACCGACGGUCACAAGUCCUAGAGAAUAUAAGGGUCGUUUCCGUGAGGCAAUGGCUAGAUAUGUGCUUCAAGCUCCAAGCUGCUGGCAUCAAUUCCCAUCAAAUGCGAUGUACCGCUAUGAGAACCAGAACACUGAAGUUGAGACUGUUGAUGGGAACGGGUUUGUGGAAGACACUGGUUACUGA